Molecule: messenger RNA, 2631 nt
Organism: Pteronotus mesoamericanus
Lineage: Eukaryota; Metazoa; Chordata; Mammalia; Chiroptera; Mormoopidae
Gene: FAAP100
Product: FA core complex associated protein 100
Exons: 9
Coding region: 1-2631 (876 amino acids)
Biological process (GO): interstrand cross-link repair
Cellular component (GO): nucleoplasm; Fanconi anaemia nuclear complex
Source: RefSeq, a predicted model, not a curated record
AUGGCCGGCAUCGCGCCGCGCGUAGACUACCUGGCAGGCUUCAGCUGCCCAGUCGGGGGCCUGGCGGCGGGCAAGGCGCGCGUGCUAUGCCUCGGGGCGGAGAUCUUCCUGUCUACCGGGAGGAAGCGGGUCUACGUGUACAACCUGGAGGGGAGGCAGCUGACCGCGGCGUACAGGUUUCCUGGGCAGGUGUGUCACCUGGAGGUCCUGGUCCCGCGCCGGGAGCUCUUGGUCCUGUGCGCCCAGAGGGGCGUCUAUUGCUUGUCCUUGGACCAGGAGAACAGGUCCAGGAGCCGGAGUGACGGCGAUGACGGGGACGGUGAACCCCCUUGCCCUGUGGUGGCCGUGGGCCCAGACGCCUGUGUCCUUCCCGACCCCACCCUGUGCGCCUUCACGGUGCUGGACAACGCGCUCAUCACGCUGGCUCAGGGCGCCCCCCACUGGAAGGUGCAGCUGUUCGAGUGUCCCUGUCCUGGGCAGGAUCCCCGGCCCCCAGGCCAGAUUGGCGAGGUGGAGCUGUCCACCUACCCCACCUCCGCUGGGAGCCCGGGGACACCCGAAGCCCCCCGCGUCCCCCCCGUGCUGUGCUGCGUGCGGCCACCCGGCUCCGGGGUCCCCCACAGCGUCCGGCGGGGUCCCGGGGGCUUCACACUGGAGGGGGCCCUGUUCGGGGUCCUCUUUGGAGCCGACGCCACCCUUCUAGGAUCCCCCGUGGUCCUCUGCGGCCUCCCCAGCGGCCAGCUCUGCUGGGUGGCCCUAAGGACGCUGGUCACCUCCAGGUCGGCCCCCGGGGACCCAAAGGCCCUCGUCAGGAUCCUCCAUCACCUGGAGGAGCCUGUCAUCUUCAUCGGGGCCUUGAGGACAGAGCCACCGUCUGAGGACGUGGAGGACGCGUGCUGUGACUGCCUGGUGGCGCUCGGUCACCGUGGCCGGGCGCUGGCCGUCAAGGCCCGCUGGGACGAGGCAGGGGUUCUGGUGCCGGAGCUGCGGGAGCACCGCCUGCUGGGGCCCGUGCUCUGUGCCGCCUGCGGUGGGGGCGGCCGCCUGUACCACAGCACCCCCUCCAGCCUCUGCGAGGUGGUCCUGGCUCGGGGCAGCGCCCCCGGGCUCAGCGAGGGGGCGGACGUGCGGCCGGAGAGCCCCGGAGGCCUGCCCGCUGCACUCUGUCCGGCCGGCCUGAGCGUCUGCGGUGUCGUGGCCCUCGCAGUGUCGCCCUGGUCGCCUGGAGGAGGCCCGGAGCUCCUGGCCCUGUCUGCCCGAGGCCGCCUGCUGGCCUGCCGCUUGGCGCAGAGUUCCGAGACGCUGUGGGCCGCCGGGGGGACCGUGGCAGACCCUCACCGGAAAGUUAAGGAUUUGCUCCUCAGCAUCAGCAGCGUCUCUGAGAGGGCGUCUUCCCUGAAGAAGGCCAUCGACCAGCGGAACAAGGCCCUGACGUGUCUCAACGAAGCCAUGAACGUGAGCUGUGCCCUGCUGUCCAGCCGGGAGGGUCCCCGGCCCAUCUCGUGCACGACCGCCACCGCCUGGAGCCGCCGGGAGCUGCAGGACGUGCUGACUGCCACCUGCCUGCUGGAGAACAGCAGCGGCUCCCCCCUGGGCCGGGGCUGGGUGCUGUGCAUCCAAGUGCUCCCCGGCUCCCUGGCCUCAGACCCGGACGCGGCUGGCUCGGCCGCGACCUACACCGUCCCCGUGGGCCAGCUCGGCCCUGGCGGUCGGCGGGAGGUGACCCUGACGCUGGGCCCCAGCGAGGACGGCGUGCUCGACCUGCCCAUGACCGUGUCCUGCGCGCUCUUCUGUAGCCUCGCGGAGGCCUUGGGCGGGGCCCUGGACCCCUGGGGCUCUUUCAGGGACGCCCCCGCAGGGGGACGCCCGCCCAGCACGCCAGCUGAGCCCGGGGGCAUCUGCCUGCCGCUGGGCGAGCACACGGUGGACAUGCUGCAGUGCCUGCGCUUCCCAGGCCUGGCCGCGCCCCCCGCGCAGGCACCCGGGCCGCGGGGCCCCGCCAGCGGCCCUGUGGACACCUUCCUGGAGGCGGGCGGCGGGCCCGGCAGCCAGCGGGCAGGGCCCGAGCCCCUGCGGGCCGUGCUCCUGCCCCCGCCCGUGGCCGCCGUCAAGGUGUCGGUGGAGCUGCUCCGCGCUGCCUGCGGGGGCAGUCGCUCAGGCGCGUCCCUGUGCUGCGCCACCCUGCAGUGGCUCCUCGCGGAGAAUGCCGCCGAGGGCGUCGUGAGGGCCCAAGCACUGUCCUCUGUCCAGGGAGUGGCCCCGGACGGCGCUGAUGUUCGCCUCACCGUCCACGAGGUGACCGUGACCGACGUGUGCCCGGCGGGGCCCCUCCGGGCCGUGGAGAUCCAAGUGGAGAGCACCUCUCUGGCCAGCAUGUGCAUGGCCCACAGCGCUGUCCUCGGGCGGCUGCAGAGGGUGGUGGUGGAGCAGGCCGCCCGGGGCCACAGCCUGCCUGACCUCCGCCUGCAGUACCUCCACCAGAUCCGGGCCAACCACGAGGCGCUGCUGCGGGAGGUGCAGACCCUGCGUGACCGGCUGUGCACAGAGGACACCGCCAGCUCCUGCACCGCCACCGAGCAGCUCCUGCAGCUGUACCGGCAGCUGCGCAGCCCCAGCCUCCUGUUGCUGUGA